Colletotrichum karsti is the source of this 1128-nucleotide messenger RNA. RefSeq lists its product as uncharacterized. The coding region runs from base 1 to 1128 and encodes 375 amino acids. Gene Ontology annotation, molecular function: hydrolase activity, acting on ester bonds; cellulose binding. Gene Ontology annotation, cellular component: extracellular region. The record is from RefSeq and is a predicted model, not a curated record. NCBI's taxonomy places the organism in Eukaryota, Fungi, Ascomycota, Sordariomycetes, Glomerellales, Glomerellaceae. Gene Ontology annotation, biological process: carbohydrate metabolic process. The transcript has 4 exons.
AUGUCUCGCAUCGCGGCUUCCAUCUUUCUCGCGGCCGGUCUGGCCUUCACCGCAAACGCGCAGGCUCCCGUCUGGGGCCAGUGUGGCGGCAACGGAUGGAGCGGCGCGACGAGCUGCGCCGCGGGAGCGUAUUGCUCGUCGCAGAACGCGUGGUAUUUCCAAUGCGUUCCCGGCACCACGCCUCCCGCGUCUUCGACCCGCGCGACGAGCGUCCCGGCCUCGACCACCGUCCGGACCACGACCACCUCGGUGCGCACCUCUUCCUCCGCCGCCUCCACUCCGACCGCGGCUAGCUCGCCCUCCGGACCGAAGUACUUCAUCACCUUCGGCGAUUCCUACUCCCAAACCGGCUUCAACAUCAACUCCACGAAACCCAACCCCCAGAACCCCCUCGGCAACCCGGACCUGCCGGGCUGGACCGCCUCCGGCGGCCUCGACUGGGUCGGCUUCAUGGUGACCCAGUUCAACGCGUCCCUCGUGUACAGCUACAACCUCGCCUACGGCGGCGCGACCACCGACGCCUCCCUCAUCGCGCCCUACGCGAGCACGGUGCUCAGCUUCAUCGACCAGGUCGCCGAGUUUUCCCGCAGCCUCGCCCCCAGGCCGAGCUGGGCGCCCUGGACCGCCGACAACACCCUGGCCGGGGUCUGGAUGGGCGUCAACGACGUGGGCAACUCGUUCUGGCUGAGCAACCGCGAGGCGCUGCUCGUGCAGGUCCUGGGGAAGUAUUUCGAGCAGCUGCAGGUGUUGUAUAACGCCGGCGUGAGGAAGUUUGUGCUGUUGAGCGUUCCGCCCACGCAAAAGACACCGCUGAUGCUCGCCAACGGCGCCGAUUCCAACGCCCAGCUCGCGGCCGCGAUCAAGCAGUACAACGACCUCAUCGUCAGCAACCUCGCGGCGUUCAAGACCAAGAACGCGGGCGUCACGUCGUGGGUCGUCGACACGACCGCGGCGUUCGACAAGGCCAUCAACAACCCGACGGCCUACGGCGCGCCCGACGCUACGUGUUACAACGCCGAUGGUGUGAGCUGCCUGUGGUUCAACGACUACCACCCCGGUGUGCAAAUUCAGAAGUUGGUGGCGCAGGCUGUUGCGCAGGCUGUUGGUGCGCCUUGGUUUAAGGGUUAG